AUGAGUGUAAAUGGGCCUAUGUUCUUGAAAGCGGUAAAUUGUGAAGGUGAAUUCAAAGAUAAAUUUUUCAUCUCGGAGUUAAUCAAGGAGACCAUUCAAGAGGUUGGACCCGAUGAUGUGGUCCAAGUUAUUACCGAUAAUACUCCUGUUUGUAGGAGUGCAGGAUUGCUUGUUGAAGUCCAAUUUCCAAAACUAUUUUGGACUCCUUGUGUGGUUCAUACCCUCAACCUUGCUUUGAAAAAUAUUUGUGCGGCCAAAAAUAACGAUGCCAAUGAAGUUGUUUUUUUAGAAUGCCAUUGGAUUACAACUAUUAUCGAUGAUUGUAUGUUUAUUAAAAAUUUUAUAAUGAAUCAUUCCAUGAGAUUGGCAAUGUUUCAUGAAAAUGUGAAAUUAACCAUGCUUUCUAUUGCGGAUACACGUUUUGCUUCAAUGAUUGUGAUGCUAAGAAGAUUUAAGCAAAUAAAAUGUGGUCUCCAAGAAAUGGUGAUGAGUGAUUUUUGGACAUCUUAUAGGGAAGAUAAUGUUCAAAGGGCUUUAACUGUCAAGACAAAAAUAGUAAGUGAUGAUUGGUGGCGAGAUAUUGAUUACAUAAUUAACUUUACUGAGCCAAUCUAUGACAUGCUUAGGAGGGCCGAUACGGAUAUUCCUUGUCUUCACUUGGUGUAUGAGAUGUGGGACUCCAUGAUAGCUAAAGUGAAGGCCGCUAUUUAUCAUCAUGAAAGAAAGCAAGAGCAUGAGGAGUCUCCAUUCUUUUUGGUGGUGCGCGAAAUAUUAAAUGCUAGAUGGAGUAAGAGCAACACACCCCUUCAUUGCUUUACACAUUCCUUGAAUCCAAGCUAUCAUUUUGUCACUUCUAAGUUUUAUAGCACACAAUGGCUUCAAGAGGCUCCCAAUCGUGUUCCUCCACAUAGAGAUCAAGAGAUUUCAAGUUUAAAAGAAAAUUGCUUCCAAAGGUACUUUACUAAUGAUAUGGAGAGAAGGAAGAUUAAAGAAGAGUAUGCUUGUUUUUCGGUGGGUUUUAGAGAGUUUGGAUCGGUUGAUUCCUUGAAUGAUAGAGGGCUUAUGGAGCCAGCAAUUUGGAGAACUCCACAAUAUAAUGUGGGUGAAACUAAGAUGUGGGAUGUUGGGGGAGAUGCAUUUGAUUCAUUAGAAGGUAGUGGAAUACUUGAGAUUGCAAAUCUUUCACUUGAUGAACCGGACUUGGAGGCCAUGAUAUUUACCGAUGAGGGAGAUGGAAAUGACGAUGAGUUUCUAGAAGAUCUAACUUAA
Messenger RNA from Cornus florida, 1269 nucleotides. RefSeq lists its product as uncharacterized. The coding region runs from base 1 to 1269 and encodes 422 amino acids. The transcript is spliced from 3 exons. NCBI's taxonomy places the organism in Eukaryota, Viridiplantae, Streptophyta, Magnoliopsida, Cornales, Cornaceae. The record is from RefSeq and is a predicted model, not a curated record.